UCCAGUGUCAUCGUCGAGCUAGGGUUUACUGAUUCUAUCUGUCUUCUUCCUCAUUUCUCAAAGAACUUGAGAGAUUCAGUGAGCGCCAGAGAGAUGGGCUAUUCGAUGGAACAGUUACUGCAGCAACUCAAGGAACUUCAAAUUGAUUAUAACCGUUAUGAUCAUCCUGUUGUAUUGACAGUUGAGGCUCAGGCUAAACAUGUUGGGAAUAAUAAAGGAGCAUUGAGCAAAAACCUCUUUUUAAAGGACAAAAAGAAUAGGUUUUACAUUGUUUCUGCCAUGGCCGAUACCAAAGUAGAUUUGAAAGUUCUAUCUCAGAGACUUGGGUUGGGAAAGACAGGCUUGAGAAUGGCUCCUGAAGAAGCGUUGCCUGAAAUACUUCAGGUUCCACUUGGUUCCGUUACACCAUUUGCACUGGUGAAUGAAUCGGCCAGGCACGUCUCUUUACUGCUGGAUAAAGGAUUUAAAGAUCAGGAUUUAUGUAUCUUCCAUCCUCUGUCAAAUGAUGUCUCAAUAGCUCUUACAGCAAAUGAUCUAGUCAAGUUUUUUAAAUCAAUAGGGAAGGACCCUGCAUAUGUUGACCUGGAGGCUAACCCACCAGUUGGGAAAGAUCAACCUCCUGAUCUAGCAUCUUUGGUACCAUCUGAUGCUGUAGUGCUGCUGACAAGUCCUUCUGAAAAGUCUGAAGCGAACCCUAUUCCUCUUAAUGAUAAAUCUGCACCUGCACCUGUUAAAGGUAAAUCAUCAAGUGUUGCGCAGAAGGAGAAAUCUGGAAAAGGAAAUCUGGAAAAGGCAAAGCCUACUACUACUACCUAUGCUGAUUCUAAGAGAUUUGUUGAAGAAGUACUGGAAAAGAUAAAUGUGGAGAUUGAGCGAAAUGGAAAAGAGAAUGGUGCUUUGACUACAUAUAAUCUUAGGUUGGAGUUGGAGACUUUGGCUACGAGCUUCAAGAACAUGGCAUACACAGAAGGUUUUCAUGCCGCUUCUAGUGCUACCAAGCAACGCAGUUUUGGGUGCCUAUAGAUUGAUUGAAUUUAUAGCUGUUUUGACAUCAAGAUCAAAUUGUCUUCCAUGCCUUCUCUUUUUUUCUUGUUUUUGAAUUGAGAAGUGUUAAGUCUUUUAUAAAUAUAGUUGUUUUGGAUUAAGGGUCA
This is a messenger RNA of Impatiens glandulifera, 1151 nucleotides long. RefSeq names its product prolyl-tRNA synthetase associated domain-containing protein 1. The transcript is spliced from 12 exons. The coding region runs from base 94 to 1023 and encodes 309 amino acids. Gene Ontology annotation, molecular function: aminoacyl-tRNA deacylase activity. Lineage: Eukaryota; Viridiplantae; Streptophyta; Magnoliopsida; Ericales; Balsaminaceae. The record is from RefSeq and is a predicted model, not a curated record.